UGAAACUAUUUAAUUUUGUUGGUGACCCAUCAGUCAUCUUAAAGAAGUUGCGAAUAUCUGACUCACCUACGUAUUAUUCAAUUGUGUAAACUACAUUUUACUAGAAUAGUAAUCACCGUGGCGUUGAUCGAUUUUAGUUUCAAAUAAAAGUAUCAAUUCGAGAUGAAGCCAGUGCAUGCACUUGUCACAUAUGUGACGAUAUUUUUGGUCGUCAUGAGUCUUGUAAACGCUGACAUAAGUAAAUCGAAGUCCAAAGGCAAAAAGUAUGAUCGAACGAUCAAAGUGAAUGGCAAAGAUUUAACCAGAAAAGCAAUAGUUUUUGAUAAAGACACUCCCGAUGUAUUCUACUGUAUUCCAAACAAACCGACGGGUACAGAUAAGAUUAUAGUGAGAGCUCGCCCCAUUCAUAAGCUUUGCGAAUUCGAAGGAAAUCUUCCAGAUGAGGAUGAGUAUGAGCCUGAUUGCUAUAAGGAUGUCGAUGAAUCUGACUACGCGUGUAAAGAAAAAUACCGAAUAAUGAUGAGACUCUAUCCCCCCGGAUCCGAAGCCCCUUUUAAUGGAUCAAAACUCCAGAAAUUUAUGCAGAAAGACAAACGAACAACAAAAACUGACAAACAAACGUUAACAUAGUGUACGACGAGAACAAUGAAACCAAAAAGACAAUUCAUAUAUACGAUUGAAAUAAAUAAACACCUGGUCCGAAGACAUCAAUAAUACAGACGACUAAAAACGACUAAUGACAUUUUACUACCCCCUGUCUUUGUAUCUUGCUGAAGAGAGAGCAUUUCAUUGAAUGUUCUCCAAUUUAUGAUUGAAUUAUCCUCUUUAAGCGUUCUUUUCCGUUGCACAAAUUGAGGUCAAUGAACUGAAACGGGAUCCAUUUACUUGCCUAAUAAUUUGUUGAAACUAAUUUGAGAAAUUCUGAUAAAAUAUCUAUUGAAUAAAUAACAUCACCGCCUGCGAAAAUUAAAGCAAAAUCACAUUUUUGACUAAAUUAGUUUUA
Molecule: messenger RNA, 1003 nt
Organism: Sitodiplosis mosellana (orange wheat blossom midge)
Lineage: Eukaryota; Metazoa; Arthropoda; Insecta; Diptera; Cecidomyiidae
Exons: 4
Coding region: 163-630 (155 amino acids)
Source: RefSeq, a predicted model, not a curated record